Messenger RNA from Gaeumannomyces tritici R3-111a-1, 3105 nucleotides. Its product is annotated as chloride channel protein 3. The record is from RefSeq and is a predicted model, not a curated record. The transcript has 5 exons. Gene Ontology annotation, biological process: transmembrane transport; chloride transport; intracellular copper ion homeostasis. Bases 214 to 2880 code for a protein of 888 amino acids. Gene Ontology annotation, molecular function: voltage-gated chloride channel activity. NCBI's taxonomy places the organism in Eukaryota, Fungi, Ascomycota, Sordariomycetes, Magnaporthales, Magnaporthaceae. Gene Ontology annotation, cellular component: fungal-type vacuole; membrane; early endosome.
AGUGGCUGCAGGAGAAUUCGGGAUUGCCAGCUUUGGAUUGACAUGGCCAGGAGCUUCGUCGAACCCAAGCCAGGAAGAUAUUGGGCCAUCUGAUAAUCGAGAGUGCAGAAAGCAGACACAGCGGUCUCACCCCCUUUGAGGAGCGCAUCGCCUGGGCCCUCCGUCUCGUACCGGUCGCAGUCGGCAGCUCGCCAUGUUUGCGCGGCGCAUAUCAUGAACUCCAGAACAUCCUCCUACUCCUCCCAGCAGCCAUCACGCCGCCCGAAUCUCACCAACCGCCUCUCGACCGCCUUCUCCAGCGCUGAGAGGGGUGAGCUCUCCGACGAGCCGGGCGUCACCGCAGAGCACCAGAUCGAGGAGGAGAUCGCGGAGAUUAAAAGAUAUGAGGACUUUACAACAAUAGAUUGGGUGCAGGAUGCGGCGCGCGAGCAGCUUCGCAGGAACGCGCGGCGGCGGCGGCGGCAAGCCAACGUCUACGACAACAGCUACGUAGGCUGGAGGAGCUGGGCGGCCGAGUCGUACGAGGCGGCCCAGGGCUGGAUCGUCGUCACUAUCAUUGGCGCCGCCAUCGGGCUCAACGCCGCCUUUCUCAACAUCGUCACCGAGUGGCUAUCCGACAUCAGGCUGGGCCACUGCAAGACAGCCUUCUACCUGAACGAGAACUUUUGCUGCUGGGGAGAGGACAACGGGUGUGCGGACUGGCAGCCAUGGACUGGCUUCGGGCCCAUCAACUACAUCAUCUACAUUCUCUUCGCGACCCUGUUCGCGUUCAUCGCGGCAACGCUCGUCAAGGCUUUUGCCCCUUAUGCGGCCGGCUCUGGUAUAUCGGAGAUCAAAUGCAUCAUCGCGGGGUUUGUGAUGAAGGGGUUCCUUGGCUUCUGGACGCUGCUUAUCAAGUCGAUUUGCCUGCCGCUCGCCAUCGGGUCUGGCCUGUCGGUGGGCAAGGAGGGGCCAAGCGUGCACUACGCCGUCUGUACAGGCAACGUCAUAUCGCGCAUGUUCGACAAGUACCGCCGCAAUGCAUCCAAGACGCGCGAAAUCCUCAGCGCCUGCGCCGCCGCCGGUGUGGCCGUUGCCUUUGGAAGCCCCAUCGGCGGCGUCCUAUUCUCGCUCGAAGAGAUGUCGAGCUAUUUCCCGCUCAAGACGCUGUGGAGAAGUUAUUUUUGCGCCCUCGUCGCCACGGCUGUGCUAGCCGCCAUGAACCCGUUCCGCACCGGCCAGCUGGUCAUGUUCCAGGUCCAUUAUGAUCGCUCGUGGCACUUUUUCGAGGUUGCCUUCUUCGCCAUCAUCGGUAUCUUCGGCGGCCUCUACGGCGCCUUUGUCAUCAAGUGGAAUCUGCGCGUGCAGGCAUUCCGCAAAAAGUACCUGACCCAGCACGCCGUUCUUGAGGCGACGCUUUUGGCCACGGCCACGGCCAUCAUAUGCUACCCCAACGCCUUCCUCCGCAUAGAGAUGACGGAGAGCAUGGAGAUUCUGUUCCUUGAGUGCGAAGGCGCCGAGGACUAUCACGGCCUAUGCGAGCCCAAGAACCGGGGUUGGAACAUCAUGUCCUUGAUCAUCGCGACAGUGCUGCGAGUUUUCUUCGUCAUCAUCUCGUACGGAUGCAAGGUGCCCGCAGGCAUCUUUGUGCCGUCCAUGGCCAUCGGCGCGUCUUUUGGCCGAGCGGUGGGAACCGUGGUGCAGGCGCUUCAGGAGGCGUACCCGGGCAGUGUCUUUUUCUCGUCAUGCCAGCCAGAUGUGCCGUGCAUAACCCCCGGGACGUACGCGUUUCUGGGUGCUGCGGCGGCUCUGAGCGGCAUCAUGCACAUCACCGUAUCGGUCGUGGUCAUCAUGUUCGAGCUCACGGGUGCGCUCAACUACAUCCUCCCGACCAUGAUCGUGGUCGGCAUCACAAAGGCGGUCAGCGAGGUGUGUGGCAAGGGCGGCAUCGCGGACCGCAUGAUCUGGUUCAGCGGCUUUCCUUUCCUAGACAGCAAGGAGGAACACAACUUCGGGGUACCCGUUUCGGCUGUCAUGACGCCCGACGUGGACGCUAUUCCCGUGUCAGGCAUGACCAUGGAGGCGGUCGAACGCCUUCUCGACAAGGACAACUACCAGGGCUUCCCGGUCGUUGAUGACGAUGUCAGGGGCGACGACAGCGCCAGCAUAGCCGACACGCUGGCCGACGGUAUCGGCACCGGCGCUGGCCAGGAAGGCUCUCGCCCUGGACGCAUCCUCGUCGGGUUCAUUGGGCGAACGGAGCUGCGAUAUGCGGUUGACAGGUUCAAGCGCGAAAACCAUGUCAGGCCUUCAGCCAGGUGUACAUUUUUGCCGCCUACAAGGCGCGCCUCGGCGACGCCGAUAACGCCCACCAUGGCACUCGGCGACGUCCCCUUAGACGGCCUGGGUGCUAGUGUCGGCGGUGGUGACCCCAGCAGCUCGGUUAACUUUUCAAGGUAUGUCGACUCGACACCGGUGACAGUGCACCCGCGUUUGCCACUGGAGACGGUCAUGGAACUCUUCCGUAAGAUCGGCCCGCGGGUAAUCCUGAUCGAGUACCGCGGCCAGCUGUUGGGCCUCGUCACAGUCAAGGACUGCCUCAAGUACCAGUUCAAGGCCGAGGCGGCCGAGAGCGGCCACGUCAGUAGCAACUCUCGUGGCGACGACAAACAGGAACGCCUCUGGUUCCUCCUCAGGGGUGCGGUAUGGUGGGUGGGCGACAAGGUAUCGCUCGCUUCUGGAGGGCGCAUCCGGCUAAGUGGGAGCUUCGACGAGCCUCGGUGCGCAAGGGGACAGGGCGACAGGGUCGGGGACGACCGUGACCAUGAAGGCAGUGGACAGAUCCUGGAUGGCACCGAAGAUGUCGGGCACGAGGAAGGGGUAGAGCUGACGAGUAGAUGAGGCUGUAGUUGUGUUGGGUGUAACGAUAUUGGUUUGGGUACAAUUCUCGUGCGGUUACGUCUUUGGACUGCCCAUGCAUUCGGAAUGGGUUAUAUAGAAGUAUAUCCGUUGAUUUCAAUGACAUUUCCUCCAUAUGUGCUGUGUGCGUAAAGUUCAAGCAUCCUCACACCCUGAGACGAAAAAAAGGUGACAAGAAAUACAAGACUAGGUUUCACCCAUAACGGG